Molecule: messenger RNA, 2238 nt
Organism: Alnus glutinosa
Lineage: Eukaryota; Viridiplantae; Streptophyta; Magnoliopsida; Fagales; Betulaceae
Product: zinc finger BED domain-containing protein RICESLEEPER 2-like
Exons: 4
Coding region: 1-2238 (745 amino acids)
Molecular function (GO): DNA binding; protein dimerization activity
Source: RefSeq, a predicted model, not a curated record
AUGGAAGAUACAAGUCAACCAAUAGAAGUUGAUCGAUCUAUGUGUGGGGAUGAUUCAAUGAUAAGUCCUUCUCUAGAAGAUGAAUCUCAAACUAUGGGUCCUCUUAACGAUGAAAAUCCUAAGAAUAAUGCGUAUGGAAAGAGAGAGAGGCGGAAGACUUCGCCUGUUUGGAAUGACUUUGAUAUUGUAGAAGUUUGUGGUGUCAAGAAAUCGCAGUGUAAGUGGUGCAAAAAGUUGUUUGCCAUUUCUAGCUCAAGUUCUACUUCUACACUUGGUAGACAUUUGGUUGCAUGUCUCAAAUAUGUGGCUGCCAACAAGAAGCAAAAGUCCAUUGUUCUUGAUCCUAAUGCGGCGGGGGAUAUAUCUUUGUCAAAUUAUACUUUUAAAAUUGAGAGAUCUAGAGAACUUGCUGCUCACAUGAUUCUUUGUCAUGAUUAUCCUUUUAAUAUAAUGGAGCAUGAAUUGUUUAACAAGUUCUGCAAGUCCUUAAAUCCCCUUUGGAAGAAGGUUAGUCGUACAACCAUUAGGAAAGACUGUUUUACUACGUACAAUAUUGAGAAGAAGAAGUUGAAAACAUUGUUGACGGGGGUGGACAAGGUAAACAUCACCACGGAUAUGUGGACAAGUGCACAAAGAGUGUCAUAUAUGGUGGUGACUUGCCACUUUGUGGACUCCGAUUGGUUUCUUCAAAAGAGAGUGUUGAAUUUUUGUAACAUACCACCUCCACAUAGUGGUGUUGUUAUUGCUGAUGCACUGCGAAAGUGUUUUGGUGAUUGGGGCAUUGAAGACAAGGUAUUUACAAUAACGGUUGAUAAUGCUAAAGCAAAUGAUACUGCCAUUAGAAUUCUUAAAGAUGAUUUCGAGUUGAGGGAAGUCUUGCCUAUUGGAGGUAGACUAUUUCAUGUGCGAUGUUGUGCUCAUGUAACUAACUUGUUGGUGCAAGCAGGACUUACUGAAAUUGGAGACAUAGUUGAUUCAGUUAGAGAGGGUAUCAAGUAUAUAGUGGCUUCUGAAGGUCGAUUGAGAAAAUUUAGUGACAUUGCUAAAAGAUUGCAACUCCCUUGCAAGAAAUUGAUUUUAGAUGUCCCUACACGUUGGAAUAGCACUUACAUAAUGUUGGCGACAGCCGUACAAUUCAAAGAAGUAUUUCCUAGGUACCAUCAAAGUGAUCAAGCUUUUCAGUGGUUAGUAAGUCCUGAAGAAUGGGAGAAGGUUGAAAAUGUGAACCAACUUUUGUCAAUUUUCAAUGAGGUGACCAACAUAGUAUCUGGCAGUGAAUACCCAACAUCAAAUCUAUUUCUACCUGAGGUUUGGAGGAUGAAGGAAAUAUUGUUGUUGAAGUGUAGGGAUAAUAAUGAUUACAUCAGGGCAAUGGCGAGUAAAAUGAGUAACAAGUUUGAGAAGUAUUGGGGCAGUUGCAAUUUAUUGAUGGCACUAGCAGCUGUGCUAGAUCCGAGAUACAAAAUGAAGUUGAUAAACUUUUGUUUCCCUCUAAUUUACCCAGAGCCUGAAGCUUCUAUGAACAUUGAUAAUGUCCUAUCCGUUCUUCAUGAGUUAUAUGAGGUAUAUGUAGCGUCUCAUAAUUCAUCUAUUAUGCAACUGCAACAAAGUACUCAAGAAAAUUCUCGUUCUACAAGUGGUUCUACUAGAGUUGCUGCAGUCAAGAAAUCGACUGGUCGAUCAAUAUUUAUGGAACACAUAAGAUCUAAUAAUGUUGUGCGACCCACUAAAACAGAUUUGGAUGUAUAUCUUGAAGAGGACGUUUACAUAUGUGAAAAGGAUGUUAAUGGAGAAGACAUAGAUGCUGAGUUUGAGGCUUUGGCAUGGUGGAAAUUUAAUGCCUUGAAGUAUCGUAUCUUGUCUAAGAUGGCGCGGGAUAUUUUAGCUGUUCCAAUCACUACAGUAGCAUCAGAAUCAUCCUUUAGCGCUGGUGGUAGAGUCAUUGAUCCUCACCGAGCGAGAUUAUCCACCGAAACAGUAGAAAUGAUCUUGUGUGGGAGUGAUUGGGCUAGGGCAUUACAUGGACUUAGAAAAAACUCUAUAAUAGAUGAAGAUGAAGCUAUAAGAUCCACAGCAAAAUGGGUGAAGAUAAGAUCCACAGCAAAAUGGGUGAAGGUGUUUGAGAAGCUUGGACCAAGCUUAUACAAUUUUCUACGGAAAAACAAUUAUUGCCCAUUUCCCAUUGAUCUUGUCCGUGAGAUUGGCCAACAACUAUUGGAAUGUGUAGCAUUUGUGUAG